Caenorhabditis elegans is the source of this 1020-nucleotide messenger RNA. RefSeq lists its product as uncharacterized. The record is from RefSeq and is marked reviewed. Gene Ontology annotation, cellular component: endomembrane system. The coding region runs from base 103 to 882 and encodes 259 amino acids. The transcript is spliced from 6 exons. Lineage: Eukaryota; Metazoa; Nematoda; Chromadorea; Rhabditida; Rhabditidae.
GAAUAAGAUUGAAAACGAAAUAUAUUACGUACAAAAAUUUGCUGAUAACACUGCCGGGCGCCCGGCGCAGUACUAUUUCUACGAUAACCCCCUCAUCGGCAAAUGGCAGUCAUCAAUAUUUGGAUUUUUCCAUUAUUAAUAUCAUUAUAUUCAAUUAUUUGCCUACUAGUUUGCGUUAUUUUGUCGAUUACGUCGAAGCAUUUUCCCGGUCAUUGGCCUUAUUUGAGUGACUUCACCAAAUACAUCCCAGCGAAAAAUGCUUACACUAUUAUGACAAAUCAUAUUUUGCUACUUCUUUCCGUCUGGAUGUACUUAAAAUAUCGAGAACUCAAGUCAUUCUUCCGUCAAGCAAAUAUUUCAAUUAUUUUUAUAAAAGGGAGCAGAGUGAAUCUAUUUAUUGGACUUGCAGCUCUAACCUCUUAUCAGUUAGCCGUCAAUUUUCCAGCCACAAAAAUCAACCACGUGGCUUUGAUCGGAAACAAGCUUGCUCUUUUGCUCGCCAAUCUAUACAUCUGGUUUCAUGCAUUUUUAUCGUUCAAGAUUCGUGACGGAAACGUUCCGAGAUGGAUUCUAUUUUUAAUUAGAAUAUCACUGGCAUUCGUUGUAUUUUCACUGGGAGCAGCUAUGAUCCAAGCAAACUGGGUGCCUGACCCUUCCAAACAAUAUUUGGCAAUCGAUGCAAUCUAUGAAUGGUGCUGCUACUUUGCUUUCUGUGUCUUCCUGCUCACCGAUGCAUACGAAUUCCGUUUUAUGAUGUUCAAGCCGCCGAAGCUCAUCAUCCGAGGGUGUACAGGUUAUAAUGAAAGAGUUUUCGAAUCAUGUGACGUGUCAGAAGAUGAGGACAACACGUUACCACCACUUUCACAGCGAUACGUGAAUUGAUUUUAUUUGUAUUAAAAAAUUCCACAAAGAAAAUCGUUUACCACGUUUUUUGUGAUUUAUUUGUUUUUUGCCACGCGAUCUCCUGUCUGUUUUCGAUGAUAUUAGUUUAUUUCUCAAUAUAAAAUUAUUUUUUAACUA